CACGGGGCUCUCGGGCAUCUCUCCUGGUUUGUCUGCGUUGUCAGAACUCCUGAUUCUCAAAGAAAGCAGCCUGGACACCCCGUGGUUCAUACUUGGAUGUGAGGACUCUUGUCACCCUGAGUGUGCAGAAGUGGAAUGCAUGAUAUAAUUUGGAAAUUGAUUGAAGAAUCACCAUAGAAUUCAAUAUGGCAUCACAGCAGUCAUCUGCAUCAACAGAGGAGCAGGCUUCCUCUGAAAUAGAUGAUCUCCAUCUAACGCUGCAAGUCCAGCGAGAGUUUACACAGAAGAAAACCUUCACUAGUUGGAUAAAUUCAAUAUUGGCAAAGCAUAUCCCUCCUUAUGUUGUCUCAGACCUGUAUACAGACAUACAGCAGGGACAUUUGCUUCUGGAUCUUUUGGAAGUGCUUUCAGGUCAACAUCUGCCACGGGAAAAAGGAUUUAAUACCUUCCAGUGUAGAAGUAAUAUAGAAAAUGCUUUGACAUUUUUAAAGAGCAGAUCACUGAAGCUCAUAAAUAUUCAUGUAGCUGACAUUAUUGAAGGAAAACCUUCCAUUGUGCUUGGCCUAAUCUGGACCAUUAUAUUUCAUUUUCAUAUUGAAGAACUGGCCAGGACACUUGCCUGUACCUACAAUCAGCCUUCACCUGAUGGUCCAGGUGCUGCUGACUCCUCUCCAAAGGCAAACAGAUCAGCUAAAAAAAGUGCUAAAAUUAAGGAACGGUGGAAGAUGUCUGCUACAAAGGCUCUUUUGUUGUGGGCAAAAGAACAGUGUUCACUGCACAGCUCUGUCAGUGUCACUGAUUUCAAGUCCAGCUGGCGAAGUGGACUGGCUUUUUUAGCCAUCAUCCAAACCUUGAGGCCAGGUCUGGUUGAUCUGGAGAAGGCAAAAGCCAGAAGCAAUAAAGAAAACCUGAAAGAGGCUUUCAGAAUUGCAGAACUGGAGCUGAAUAUCCCACGGCUUCUGGAGCCUGAAGAUGUUGACACUGUGAAUCCAGAUGAAAAAUCAAUCAUGACUUACGUGGCUCAGUUUCUGCAAUACUCCAAGAAUUUGCCUGAGUCUGAGGAAGACAUGCAGGAGAAAGUAAGAGAGGCCAUGGGCUGGUUGGCUGCACAGGAGGAGAAGUUAGCAAAACUGCUGGUGGAAACAGAGAAUGAAACAUACUACCAGAAGUACAAAGAAAUGAUGUCAUUUAUGGAAACAUUUAACCAAGAGAAAAUCCCCUUUCUGCCUGUGUUGUCAUCAAAAAGGGGUGAAGCUGAGCUGAGUGAAGGCCAGCAGCAGAUGAGGGAACAGUGGGAUAAAGUGAUCUCUCAGAUUAACGAGUGGAAAGCAAAGCUGGACCAGAUGUUGCCCUCCCCUCUGGAUAGCAUUGAGGCUUGGCUCCAGGAGGUGGAACGUCUGCAGGCAGAACAUUUGCCUGAUUUACAGGACCCUUUCAAAGCAAUGUCUGUCUUCAGAGAAAUAAUUGUAAUAUUUAAGGGCUUGAUGGAUUGUUUUGAUUCUCACUUGGACACCCUUCAGUCAUUUAAGAAUGAAGAUGAGAAGAAUAUGCCACUAGUCUUGCCUGAAAAAUUAGAGGAAAUGAAAAGAAGAUUUGGCAACAUUCAUUCUACAAACCCCAGCACUUUUCUUGAAUACCACUAUGGACUGUGCUCAGCCAUUGCCAAUGAGGUGAAGUUAAAGCUAAAUAUCUGGGACGUGAAAUAUGGGGCAAAAGAGUCUGUGGAAUCACUGCUGGAAAAUUGGAAUAAUUUCAUUGAAGAAAAGAAACUUGAAACACAACUAGACACUGCUACUCACAUCUGUGAAGACUUGAAAAACAUAAAACAUCCUGACUUGGCUGGAGAUCCUCAAGAAAUCAGCAAACUUUUGAAGACAGUGGAGUCAAAGAUUUCUACAUGUAAAGAAUAUAUUUCCAAUGUAAACACCACCCUACAGAAAGUCCUGUCCUCCUGGAGUAAUUACACAGAAAACAUCCAUUUACUAAAGACAUGGCUGGAAGAAAACAGAAAUGAGGAUCCAAAAGAGAUCCCUGCUGAGGUAUUGGCAAAGAGGAAUUCAAUUCAUGGUUCCUUAAAUGAAGCUGGAAACCAUCUCAUUGAAGUCAGCAAAGAGCAAGUUGGAUCAAAUAUUGCCAAAGAGCUGAAGAAACUGAACAGGAGAUGGGCAAAGUUCAUCAAGAGGACACACUUUCUUGGAGAGGAGAGCACAAAUGCUGCUGAAGAGACCACGGAGCUUCCAGGGAGCCUGCAGAAAAUUGAAGAGCUGCUUGGAAGGGUGAACAGCUGGGCAGCAGAGAUGGGACAUCUCCUUAGCAAGAUCAGUCACGAGGAGCCUGUGGAACCUGAGCUGGAGGAACAUUUGCAGAGUUUGGCUGCAAGAGGAUCCUCGUGCCAAGACCAAGUUGUGGCAGCAGAAGAGAUACUGCAAUCCCUGAGGCAGAAUGUUUCAAGUCAGGUCUUGCAGCAGCAUUCUCACACCACUGGGCUGGAGGCACGAAUUAAAGAAGCCAGAGGCAAAGUAGAGGCUGUCAUGGGUGACCUGAACAAGAUCUUGUCCAAAUCUGAGAAGAAACCCUCAGAGAAGGAGGCUUUGCUCAAUUUUGAAGAAUCACAGAAAGAACUUGAGGCCUCCAUUUCAAAGGCUGUGCAACUUGUCAGUCAAAAAUUAAGUCCUGAAGAAUGUAUUUCAAGAUAUGAGGAAGCUUUUAAUGCUCUGGACAAUAAAGUUCUUGACAAAUUUUUGAAAGCAGCUGAACUGCUGAAAAAUAUUUCAUCUGACCAUGAGAAGCUGUUGGUGGAAGAUGAUGUGCGUAGGAGAUGGGAGGCAGUUCGUCAGGAAAUUCUAUCCUAUGUCCAGCUCAUCAUAGAAAGGGAAAAAAAGAAAUUUAAUGCAACUUUAAAAAAAAUCAAUAAGCAGUUAGGCAAAGAAAAGAAACUCCUAAGUAUGGAUAAAACCAAAGGGCUCAUGAAGGAGCAUGAGGCCUUUUUUUCACAUGAAGGCAGCAUGAAGGAACUUAACAAGUCUUUGGAAGACCUUAAAACAUUGGCAAGACUCUCAGAAGAAGCUGUCCCAGGGCUGCAGACACUCACUGCAGACUGUGAGAAAAGGCUAGAAAAGGUUCAGCAAAUGGUGGCAGACACUUACACAGCACUGCUGGCUCGUGUUGGAAAAGGACAGCCCCCUCAGAAAGGGAACUCCAUUUUGGCUUCUGAGAAUGGAGAAGAGUCUGGUUCUUCUCAAGAAAUUGACAGCCUUAUGGUAGAGGAGACCUCAAGACCUGCUACAGAUGCAGUUUUGGAGCCAGAUGUGAAGCACCACAAUGGAGAGAGCUGUGCAGAUGAGUUUGAGGAAGAUGGUGGAUUGGCCAUACCAGCUUUGUUAGAGAGCUUUAAUACACAGAGAAGUAACCUGGAGGAACUUCUACGUCACAGCAGAGAUAAAGUAACAUCUGACUUUACUGAUGAAAUAAAAGACACUUCAUCCCUUACGUUUAAGCUGUUUGAACUAGAGUCAAUGAUAGACAUGGAAUUCACGUCUGGUUGGAAAGAAUUGGAAAAGAUCUCAUCUGCCUUAGAAAAUCUUGUGUCUGAAGUGCAGCAGGCUGCUCUCUCUGAGGCAAGGAACAAGCUACAAAGCGAGUGGAAAGAACUUCAGGAUGUGAUAAGUAUCAGAGCAAGUUCUUUAAGGGCUGCUGUGGAAAUUAUUUCGGCAACAGAAAGUCAAUCCAUCUCUGUCUGUCAAUUAGUAGAUGAAUGGCUGAAGAAAAAGUACAUCCACCAGUUUAGUCUGAUGGACUGGAACCCUCCUGAGAGUGAACUGAAGAUGCUGCAGAGAUGCAUAUUAGAACAGAUUGAAGAGUGCAAACAAUUGGAACACCUGGACAGUUCAGCAGGGGAUGAAGUUAAUCCAUUAGACCUGCAAGCUGCAAGAAAAGUUAUAAUUAACUGUCAAAAGCAGCUUGAAGAAAUGCGCCAUAAAAUGCAGAUCCGUGAGGCUGUCCUUAAAGAUCUGGAAACUUUUAUGGCCUCCCUGAAGAAGAUCCAACCUUCCAUCACAUCUCUCCCAGAUCAACCUGAAAUGCAGGGAAAAGUUUUGAGGGAGGCUGCACAGGAAGUUUCUCAUCUGGCAGAAGAGGCCAAAAGUCUGGAUGAGCGCCUGAAGAGUGUUAAUAUCCGUCUUGAAGACGCUGAUCAUGGGAGAAAAACUUGGUGUGAAAAACUUGUUCAGGCUUUAUCUAAAAAGCUAAAUGCCAUCUAUGAUCCCUCAAGAGAGCAGGUGCCUACAGAAGAAAAAGACUUGUACAAGACUUUUUCCAGAAAAAACAGUGAACUCCUUAAAACCAUUCAGGAUCUACGGGACAGAAUCAACAAAAUAGGCUUGAAGGAUCCAACAAUUCCAGCUAUUCAGAAAAGGAUAAAAUCAUUAACAGAAUUGGAAAAGGAAUUGGAUCGUGCUGCUGCUGAAAUGAAAUCUCUGCAAGAAAUUGCUAAUAAGCUCCCACAGAUCAAUGAGGAGAAAGCAGAGGAAGCAAAUGAGCAGUGCAGAAUUACAGAGAGGUUAUGGGAGGAUACAAAGCUCUUGCUUGCUGAAUGCCAGGAGCAGUGUGCAAGGGUUCUGGAGCUCCUGAAGCAGUAUCAAAGCUGCAAAACGAGUCUGACCAGCAUCAUCCAGAAACAGGAGAUUGUGCUUUCCCAGCAAACUUCUUACAUGGGGAAGGAGAAUUUGAACAGACUAAUAGCAAAGAUUGAAGAGGCAAAAGAGGAAUUUAAUGAUCACUCUGAAGAUGUAGACAAAAUAAAUCAGAUCUGCAAAAACUUGCAAUUCCAGCUGAAUAAAAUGAGAAGCUUUGAGGAGCCUCCGUUCGAGAAUGAGGCUAACAUUAUUGUGGACAGAUGGCUGGAUAUCAAUGAAAAGACCGAAAAUUACUGUGAUAAUUUGGGGAGAGCUCAGGCUUUGUGGGACAAACUCCUGAACUUAUCUGGCACAAUUGAAGUUUGGGCAGAUGAAGAGCUCAAGAAUGCAGAAGACAAUUGCCUGACUGAGGAGUACCUUGCUCAGUUGAAGGCAUGCUUACGGGCCCAAGAGCAGAAACUCCAGAAAUUCGACAACACGGUGGCUGAGAUAGAAGAGCUUCUGAAUAGUAAUGAACCUCCAUUGGAGCUACAGGUCAUCAGAUCAUCUGUUGUGCAGAAAAUGGAGCUAAUAAAAGAGCUCUUGUCAGCCAAGAGGGGAACCAGUGAACUCACUGUGAAUACAGCAGAGCUGAAAGGAGACCUUGAUCUGGCCAAGACACAGAUUGGAAUGACUGAAUCACUCCUCAAAGCUUUAUCUCCUUCAGACACCUUAGAGAUCUUUACUAAACUAGAGGAGAUACACCAGAAAAUUCUGCAGCAGGAGCACCUUGUGGCAUUACUCCAGGAAGAGACAGAUUGUCCUGAUGUGGAUGAAUUAAAUAAGCAGCUUAAAUGUGUCACUGAUUUAUUCAAUAGCAAGAAACACGUGCUUCAAGAUCACUUCAUGGGUGUUUUGAAUCGUCAGUGCAAGAAUUUUAAUGACUGGUUCAGCAGCACUCAGCUGUCUCUGAAGGACUGCUUUGAGCCCUCAGAAACAAAAGCCAUACUGGAAGAAAGACUACAGAGGCUAAAACACUUCCUGACAUCUGAGGGCAGAGAUAGAGACAUCCCAGAGGUUAAAGCUUUACUGAACAAAGUGAAGCCUUACUUGCCCAAAGGCAGCAUUAACCACCUCAGCAGUCGUGUGAGGGAUCAGGAGGCAGAGCUGCAGAGGUUGAUCUCCAAAUGUCAGAAAAGGGAACAGGAGCUUGGUGCCUCUCUCCAGCAGCUCAGCAGCCUUGAAGAAAGCAGCAUGGCCUUGAAAGAAUGGCUCUCUGCUCAGGAGGAAAAAGUGAAAGAGAUCAAUAAAGAUGAUACAGAACUUGAAGAUAUCUAUAAAACACUAUUAAUGCAGAGGAAACCAUUUGACUCCCUGGCUCAGCUGUCAAAUUCCUUGGAGGAGGCUGGGCUGACAGAAUAUGAAACCCUUUCAGAAGCCAGUAGCCUUACCAGCAGGUACCAUGCACUGAUAGCACGUGUCAGUGAAAUGGCAGGGAAUGCUGAGAGACUUCCAGUGGAAGGACAGAAUUUUGAAGACCUUGCCCAGGACGUUUCUUGCUGGAUCAAAAAGCUUGAGGAGGCUCUUAAUAAAAUGAGUUCACAAGGAAGUGAGUUGUCAUCAGAUGAAAGGAUUAAUCAGAUAAAGGAAAUCACAAGUCUCAGAGAGGAAGGUGAGGCCAAAAUACAGAGCAUGGUGGCUCUAGGAGACAGUUUAUUGAGAAAUGAGAAAAAUAAGAAGCCAGAGGUUCAGCAGACUGUUUCUGAGCUCCAGAAAAAGUGGGAAAACCUCUGUCAGCUGGCCACUGAAUACAGCAGCCCUCAAGAGCAACUUCAGUGCAACAGGGAGCAAUAUGAGCAAAGCAAAGAAGAUCUGAAACAGGCUCUAAUGGAGCUGGAGAAACAGCAACAGGAGAUUUUUGCCCUUCAGCCUGGUUUGGAGGAGAAGCAAGCUCAGCUGGCAAACUAUGCUGAGCUCCUGCAGAAAACAGAAGCCUUGACUUCCCAGUUUAGCAAAUUGAAAAGCCAGGAGAAUCUGCAGGGCCACACUGUUGAUCCCUGCUUCACAGAGGCAGAAUGGUCAGAAUUAAAGCACCAACAUGAAAAUCUGCUCAGCCAGCUCCAGACGUUGCAAAGCCCUGUUCAGGAGCACCAGCAGGUUCAGGAUAUGCCAACAGACCUGAGCACUGAGCUGAAAACUGUCUCUGAGAAGCUUUCUGAGUGUGAUGGUCCAGCAAUGGAAGAACCAUCAGCUGAGGAAAAUCAGUUGAAAUCACAGGAUGGUCCAGCAAUGGAAGAACUAUCAGCUGAGCAAAAUCAGUUGAAAUCACAGGAUGGUCCAGCAAUGGAAGAACCAUCAGCUGAGGAAAAUCAGUUGAAAUCACAGGAUGGUCCAGCAAUGGAAGAACCAUCAGCUGAACAAAAUCAGUUGAAAUCACAGGAACAACAGGGACCUCUUAGCCAAAGUGAAGACACAGCAAAGAAAAGUUUGGUUUUAGCAGAAACUGUUAAACAAAACACCUCUUCACCAGAGCAGGAGUUUAUUGAGGAUGAGAUGGAAACACUUCAGAGUGAACACAAAGAAAGAUUGGAAGAAAGACUUGAAAAUGUCAAGCAAAAGAAGGAAAACAUUUCCAGUGAAGCCCUUGAGUUAAAAGAUGAGUUUGGUAAUGAAAUCAAAAAGGAAGAUAAGGCAGAUACAAUGCUGAAGAGAGAGACACAGAUCACUUCUGAUACUCAAAUCUCUGCAGAGGAGACCCCCACAGCAGUGGAGCUGAAGGAGCCUUUGGAAUUGAGUGAUGGUCAAGAUGUAAAUGGAAAUAUGUCUGAGAAAGAGAGGCAGAAUGCUCCAGUUUUGGAGGAAAUCAGUGUAGUGUCAGAAAGCCCAUUACAGAAUAUCCAUCACAGCAAGGACAGAUUGGGGCAGGCUGUUCAGGAGGAGGCUGAUAAGGAGAACCCAGAUAUGGACAGAGCUGACAGGUUCCAAGAGGAUGUUCUGGACAGUGCAGAUCUUGGUGGUGAGGCAGAAAUGGAAAGACCUCAGGAUGGUGUUGGUAUUGAAGGUGAUGAAUCUGGGAGAGAAGCCCAUCCAGCACAGGAGGAACCUGGUGAUGUUGAGAAUCAAUCAUAUAAAGAAAAUGAGGGGCAGGUUCAACAGAAGCUGUGCCAGAAGGGUCAAGUCCUGGAAUCUGCAGCAGCUGAGAAGGAUGGUCUGGGAUUGAAUCCCCCAGCUCCUGCACAUGAGGACACAGGUGCAGAAGUGGUUGUCCAGAAGGAACUAUUUCCUGCAGUGCAAGUAAACAAUGAAUAUUUUGAAGAGGAACAAAAGGUCAAUGAGCUGAAAAAUGAAGUGGCUGAACUGGAUAUGGUGCUUAUAAAUGAACAACUAAAAGAGCUGGAGAAUUUAAAAACUGAGCUGGAAACGUGGAAAGCAAAGUCUCUGUGCCAUGGUGAAGGAGCAAUUCCCAAUGGAACAGGAUCAAACAGAGCAGAGCUGCAAAGCACAGAGCCCUGCUGGGACAGGCUGCUCCAGGAACUGGAAGCUGUUAAGGCAGUGAAGCAACAACAGUGCUGUUUAAUUAAUGAAUACCAGAAAAGUCUUUCUGCUGCACAGUCCUCCAUGAAAAAUUUGUCAACAGAAAAAGAUAACAUAAAAAUGGGUCCUAUGAACAACACAGUUCUUCUGGAGAAAAUUAAGGCAUGCAUAGAGUCCUUACGGAAGGAAAGAGAUGUCUUAAACCAGCUGCAAAGCCAGCAAGAAGUUUUAUCUCAGCAUUUGACAUGUAUGGAUAAAGUGUUGACAGAGAGCCAAAUGAGGCAGCUGGAGCACUGGUGGCAGCACAUGGAACAAGCAGUGCAAAAGAAACAUGAUCAGGUUGUGGCAGAAAUUGAUGAAUUUAACCUGCUUAUGACCAAAGCACGGGAUAUCCAGAGGCUGAUACAGGAACAGUAUUUGCAAGCAGAGUUACAUUCCUCAACUGCAGGAAAAGCCAAAGACCCUCUCAUUUGGACCACAGAGCUACAGGACAUUAAACAUGGUCUUUGUCUAUUAAAAAGGAGGAUUGAGCUGCAGAUGAAAAGAAUUUGGAGUGAUCAAGAGAAGGUGGCUUUGGAGAACUCUAUACAGGAUUUGCAGAGCAAACUGGAAGCAUUAUCAGCACAGCAAACUUCUCAAGAGGAUAUCCAGACCACUGGUCCUGCUCUCAUGAAACAUGAGAUGAUGAAGAGGCUGAAAGAAAAUAUUUCCUGGGUCAAAGACUCACUGUCCCACCUAGAUCAGAAAGCAGCACUUUUCCCCAGUGAUGUCAAAUCACAGAUCAGAAAUUGUCAGCUUAUGAACACAGACAUCCUGAGCAGAGAGCCUGUGAUUCUAUCCCUGGAUUAUGGGCUCCAGCACAUCCUUCCCAGCUUGGAGCCAGAGGAGGGCUCUGAUAUGACCUUCCUUUUACAAACAUUGAAGAAUUCAUACAAGGCUCUUGUUUUAAAGUCUGCUCAAAGAUUGCAGCACUUGGAGCUCCAGCUGGAGGAGAGACAAAGGCUCACUGCAGAAAUAGACAAAGUUCACUCUCAGCUUUGCAAAGCCGAGCUGAUGGCCAGGCCUGACCCAAACCAAAACAGCAGCUGCUCAGAGCUGGUGAGCCAACAAGGCAUUCUGAAGGAGAUGCUAAAGGACAUACAGGAAAUAGAAGAGCUUAUCUCAUCCCACUGUAAGGAGAGUCAGGUCACAGCUGGGCAGCUGAGCCUGUCUGAACAACUCUUCUUGAUUGAUCAGUUAAGGAGUCUGAAGAACAGAGCAAGGAAGACACAGAGGCAAAUUCAAAGUAAACUUCAUGAAGUAGAACAAAAGACAGCUGUCUCCAGAGAGUUUGCUGAAGGAAUUGCUUCAUUGGAGCAGGAUCUUGAUGACCUGCAGGAUGGUGAAAUGAACCUGAAAGAUGGUGAAUUAGUAGGUGCCAAGCAGGGACUGAAGGACAAAUGCAAAGCACUGAAAGAAAAAGUGUUGGCUUUUCAGUCAGGUUUGUCACAAGUAAUGAAGUACAAGGAAAUAUUUGAAUGUGUAGGCCUGAAAUGGGACUCACUGCAGCUGGAUGAAUUGCAAACUAAAUUUUCUAAAAUUAAAAACAAAAUUAAAGAGAAGAUAAUGCACUUGGAAAAUAUUGUUAGGGAAUGGGAUAAGAUUCAGGGAUUGCUAGAUGAGAUCCAGACUGUGACAUCCACUGUAAGAAAAGAAGCUAAUAUCCUAAAUGAUAGCUCCAGCUCUUCUCCUGCUGAGAAUGUCAUAUCUGCACAGAUUCUAUUGCAGGCAGUUCAACAAAUCUUGUACUUAACCCAGGAGGCAGCAAAUCAAAUAAACAAAAAUGAGGUGUUUGAUUCAUCAUUCAAAGAAUCUAAGAGGAAAGAAAUAAAGAGCCUGGAGAAAAACGUUGAAGAAUUAAAGCAGUUUCUUCAAAACUUGGUCUCUGGGCUACAGAGUGCAAACAAGGAAGGUAGCCAGGAUGAAGCAGAAAAUAUAUUCCACAUCAUAAGGCAUAUUCAAUUAGAACUUCAGCAGCCACUUGUGAUAGACAUAAAUACAAUGCAGGAUGAAAAGCUGCGAUGGGAAGCAAUUCAGAAUAUGAUGGAAGGGAAGUUUUCUGCUCUUAAAUGUAUAAUGGAAAAAGAGAGGGAAAAACAAGAUGAGAAAUCUCCUCCUGCUGCUACAGAAUUAGAGACACUGCAAGGCUGUGAAGCACAGCUGAAGGCAGACAUUGCUGCCCGUGUUAAUGCUCUGGAGGAGGCAUGCAGGGCUGGUGAGCUUUACACCAAGGCUCUUCAGAGGGCUGCCAGGUUCCUGGAGGACUGUGAAGCUCCAGCCCAGGAUGCUGCAGCAGAGCUCUGUGGCUCAGGGGAGAUCUGUCAGACUCCACACUGGAAAGAGGAAGAGUUCAGCUCUGCAAAGGCUGACUUAGAAAACCUGCACUCCAAGCUGAAAAACCUAGUGAAGCCAGAAGACCAAGCACGUCUGGAAAAUGCUGUAGGAGAACUGGUGGAAAGGAGUUUGGCAUUAAGGAAGAAGGCUCAAAGAAAGGAAGCUGAUGAGCAGAGGUAUUUUGAAAAACACAAAAGCUACACAGAAACCAAAGAUAAAGUGUGUGAUAAUCUUAAGAAACUGGAAAAGAUGCUUAGACAGUCUUUGUCUAAGAUUCCAGUGUCUUAUAAAGAAGCUUUGGAGCAUUUGGAAGACAGCAAGGUUUUAGUGUCCAGCAUUGACUCUGCCGAAGAGGAUCUGGUGAAGCUGAGGCAGAUCUCUGGAGAGAUGAUGAGGUUGUGCAGAGGAAGUGACAGAGCCCUGGGCAGGAUUGUUACAGUGCUGUGGGAAAACUGGCUGGGUUUGCUUGAGGCAGCCAAAGGGCUGGAAAUUGCCUGUGAAGAACUAAAGCAGGAAUGGAAAUUCAUCAAUGAAGAGCUGGAACGAGAAACAAUCAUUCUGGAUAAGCUCCAGGAAGAACAGCCAGAAAGCCUUAAAGAGAAGGAGAAGGCCACCAGAGAGGAGCUGGUGGAGUUACUCGAUUUUGUGAACUCAUUUGAAGAAAACAUCAACCAGCAGCAGCUCCUCUUGCUCUUGCUUCUGCACCGGAUAAGAAACAUCCUGAAUGCCCCUGAGGAUGCUGAGGGGGAGGCUGCCCUCCCUGCCCUGGCUGAGAUAAAGGCAAUGCAGGAGCGCUGUAAGAAGUUGUACAAAAAAGCUCAAGACCAUAAAGAUUCUGUGAAAGCUGAGAUUCAAGAGAGGAACAAGGUCAUUGAAGAAAUAAGUGCUGUGACAAAUGCAUUACAGAAUGCUGCAUCUGUGUUGCUGCAGGAUGCUGAUGGAAAGGCAGAACAGCUGGAGGAGCUUCAGAAUGUGAUUGGCAGAGAGAGAGAAGCUCUGGAGGAUAUCAUGGAGAAACUUCGGAUCAAGUACUCUGAAAUGUACACAAUAGUGCCUGCAGAGAUCGAAACGCAGCUGGACGACUGCAAGAAAGUGUUGCACGACCUAGAAGAGAAGGUUAGCUCUGAAAUCUUGCAGAACUCUCCUCAGUAUGUGCUGAAAAGAAAAGCAGAAACUAUUAACAAUGGCCUUCAAGCUAUUGAAAAGAUGUUACAACAGAAGAGUGAAAACAUUGCAAAAGCCAAAGAAGUUCAGAAGCAAAUCUGGGAUAUGCUGGACCUGUGGCAUUACAAGCUCAAUGAGCUGGAUGCAGAAGUGCAGGACAUAGUGGAGCAGAAUGCCUGCCAUGCACAGGAGCUGAUGGACAUCCUGGUGGCCCCCCUGCAGCAGUACCAGCAGGUGUCCCAGCGUGCUGAGCGCAGAACUGCCAUUCUCAACAAGGCCACCAACAAGAUGGAGGAAUAUGAGGAGCACUUGAAGAAUGUGAAAGAUUGGAUAGAAAGCACCAACAGUUUGCUAAGAGCUGAUGCUCAGCACGACUCUGCAAAAAGCUUACACAAGCAUACUGAUGAGCUCCAGAUGGCUUUGGAAGACUCAGAGCAAAAGCAAAAUCUUCUGCAUGGUAUCUGCAUGGAGCUGGAGGAGCUGUCAGCAGUCUUUGAAACUGACAGUGUAAUGCAACAGCUGAAUGAAAUAGAUGUUCAAGUAGCAGCUUUACAGCAUGAGAUUGCAGAGGUUCUUCCACAAAUCCUGCAUGUGGCUGAUGAGCUGGAUGCCAUUGAAUCUCAUGUGAAAGUGUUUGAGAAGGAUGUUGCAGAAAUGAAGACAAUCCUGUCAUCAGAAGAUCUGUUAGAAUUUUCUCCUAAAGACCAACUUAAACAUGGACAGGUUAUACUUGAGCAUGUUGGUCCAAUGCAGAAAACCAUUGUUCAUAUACAGUCCUAUGAAGAUGCUCUUCAGCUGCCAGGGCUGAAAAUGCAACCUUUCUCAGUCUUCCAAAGAGCAAGACAACUCUUGAGAGAACUGAAGAAAUUAGAAAAAAUUACUAAGGAACAGAAUGAGCUACUGGAGGAAACUGUAAAGAAAACAGAAGAAUGUGAGCAAGAAAUUGAGAAGUUGAAACAACUCCUUAAGAACAAUUUGGGUGAAAUAUCACAUGAAGAUCAACCAGAGGCUCAGAAGAUUCCCUGUCCAGAGGGAGAAAUGGAAGCUGUAAAAGAAGAAAUCAUAAAGCUGUGCCAAAGAAAGGAAGAUUUGCUUACCAGGAUGAAGAAUUCCAUGUCUGAGCUUCACCAGUGCCUACAGCAAGAAGUGCCUGAAGCAGCAGAUGAAUCCCCAGCCUCUGCAUUGGCCCAGAGUGACCUGAUUGGGACUGAAGUUUCUCCUCAGCAGUUGAAAAAAAGAGGAGUGAUAUCUCUUCUGCCUUCCUUAGAUGAAGAAUCAGAAGACUGUUCUUUACACAGCAAGGGAAGUACAGCCACAGAGAAAGAUGCAAGAUUUUGGCCUUCAGAAGGAGAUGAUGAAAGGCCCAAGGAAGACAGUGCAACCUCCUGGUCCUCUGGUACCUUGUCAGAUGGCAUUGUUCAGGAUGAGGAUGUUUUAACUGAAUCACACAGCAAACAUGAUGGAGACACAUCUCUGCAAACUUUGGAGGGCCCUGAAGGUGCUGGCACAGGCGAUGGCAGUCUGGCUAUGAGCCAGCAGCCGCCUCCAGCGCCCAGCGCCGCGCUGGGCUCGCAGUCAGCGCUGGAUGGAGGGAGGCCUGAGCCAGAAUCCAUCCUCCUGGUGUGCCAGGCCCAGGUGGCAGAGCUGGAACAAUGGCUAGCCAAAACUAAAAUGUCCCUGGGCUCAGCCCCUCAGACCCCCCAAAGGCAGCAGAUGGUGGAGCCACAGCUUGCUGAUUGCCAGGUGAGGUUAUCAGAGAUUGAACAAAAGGUCCUUUCUUUACUGGAAGAUUGUGGAGAUAGUGCAGACUACCAACAAAAGACAGAGGCUCUUUCCCUGAAGCUGAAGGAGGUGAAGCGCAAUUUGGAAAAUGUCCAGAUGAUGCUUCAAGACAAGCACAGUGAAGAGCAGGUUCCCAGCAGGGAGAGGAUGGACCCAGAGCCCCUGGAGAUCCUGCACUCUGAUGGUUUCAGCCCAUCCCAGGUGCCCCUUGCCCAGCAGCCUUGGCACAAUGGGCUGCAGCAGCCCCAGGACCUGAAAUUAAAAGCAGCUGAGCAGAAAAGCCUCAUUGACUUUAUUGAGUCAUGUGUGGAAAAAAUGCAGCCGCAGCUUGAGGACAGCAUGACUCCAAAAUCAGAAUCCAGCAAUGGAGAAUCUGCCUCAAAGAGCAAGCAGGCUGAUGCCACCUUAGCUCCAAAGGAUCAAAUGGGUAAUAAAUGGCAAUAUUUACAACAGGAACUCUCAUCAAAGAUGAAAUCUCCUCUCUGCCAGCUUGUGGAACCUCAGAUCACAACAAAGAUGAACAUGCUGCCUCGAGGCACAUUCUCAGGUGCAGGAACCCCAACUGUGGAGGAGCUGAAAACUUACACUGUCCAGCUGGGAGACCUGAGCCAGGAAGCAAAUGUGGUGCAUGCACAGGAUAAUGUGGCAGAGGAAGUCUCUUCCAAUUUGGACAGAAAGUUGUUUGAGCUGCUUCUGGCAAUCAGCCGGUGUUUGAACAACAUGGAGGAGAUGCUGAACACCUCCGUGCUCUCCACUGAAGAGGCAGCUGUGCAGCAGGCUCUCUAUGAGACUCUGUCUGUGGAGCUGCAAAAACUUCAUGCUGAUCUGAGUGAUAAAAAGGAUGAUCUUCUGAAGUCCAUCAGCUGCGCUGGUGGGAGCACAGAUGUGUUCUGCGAGUGCUUUAACAACCUGCAGGCACGGCUGGAACAAACUCAAGCUGCCACUGCUUCAAGGAGCAGCUCCAUGAAAGCUGGGCUGGAUCAUAAUAGCAAUUACCUGAAUCAAACCAGGCUACUCUAUGAUCAGUUAACUGAGAAAAAAGCUGCUCUGCAACAAUGCUUGAAUGACCUACGUGGACAUAAUGUUUCUGAACAGCUCCAGAAAAUUGGUGACUGUGCUGUGGAGCUGCAAAAGUUUGAAAACCAAGUAGCAAAAUUGAGAGGCCAUGGAGAAAGAUUGCAGUUACCUAUCACCUUAAUCCAGGAAGCUUAUAAAUUAGAGGAUGUUCUGGAUGACAUGUGGGGGAUUCUGAAAGCAAAGUAUGUGGAGCUGAACUCCCCUGCCAUCAGUGAAAGCCAGUAUGAGGACUUGCUUCGUGGGUUUGCAGAGCUGGUAGCUAUUGGAAGGGAGAAGAUGGCACAGGAUCCAAAGCACCUAACAAAGAGCAGAGCAGCUCUGCAGUCCCACCUGAAAAAUCACAAGGAUUUUUUCCACAACCUCAUGACACGUAUGGCUUACAUGGAAGCGUUUUCCAAGAGAGUGAGUCCUUCUGUCCUGCAAAAAAGAGAGGAAUUCUGGAAAGAGCUGGUCAAUGAGGUCAAAUUGCUGGAGCAGAAGGCCUGCCAGUAUGGUAUACACUUAGAGAGCCUGCUAAAGGAUUGGAUGGUAUUUGAUGAGGAAUGCCUGGUUUUCAAUAAGGAGUUAGAAGCACUUGCCUCUGCAUUGCCUUCUAUCAGUCUGGUUGAAGAAACUGAAGAAAGAUUAAUGGAAAGGAUUGCACUUCUAGAGAAAAUCAAAAGCAGUGUUGAUGAAAAGCAUGCCAGGCUGUACCAGAUGGUGAAGGAAGGGAAGAAAUUGCUGACUGCUGUGAACUGUCCAGAAAUAAGAAGCCAGAUUGGGAAGCUGGAAGAGCAGUGGUUGUCUUUAACCAAAAAAGUUGGCCAUGAGCUACACAGACUUCAAACACUACUGAAACUCCUGGUCAGCUACAACCGGGACUCAGAGGAAUUGAUGAAAUGGUUGGAUUCUGCUCAGCAGAGAAUGAAUUUUUGGAAGGAGCAGUCUCUCAAUGUGUCACAAGAUCUUGCCACCAUCAGGGACAACAUCAACAGUUUGUUUACAUUUUCUAAGGAAGUUGAUGAAAAAUCUUCCCUGAAGUCAUCAGUAGUGAGCACUGCCAGCCAGCUCCUCCAUGUGAAGCAAGCUGAUACUGCAGCACUUAGGUCAUCCUUGGCAAAAUUUGAGCAAAAAUGGGGAGAACUGAUUACACAGCUCCCAGCCAUCCAAGAAAAGCUUCACCAGCUUCAGAUGGAAAAGCUUUCAUCACGAGAAGCUAUUGCUGAACUAAUGGCCUGGCUGGACCAUGUGGAACAGCAGCAGGAACGUGAGGAGCUGAUAAAUUCACAAGGCAGUGCUGCCCAGGUCAAGACCCUCCUUCAGAAGUACAAGGAAUACAUGAUGGAGAUGAACUUUAAGCAGUGGAUGGUAGAUUUUGUUAACCAGUCCCUGCUGCAGAUGAGCACCUGUGACGUGGAGAGCAAGCGCUACGAAAGGACAGAGUUUGCCGAGUGCCUGGGUGAGAUGAACCUGCGGUGGCACCGCCUGCAGGCAGCCCUCAACAGAAAGAUACAAGACCUGGAACACAUUUUGGAGGAUAUUACUGAGAAUGAGAACAAAGCCCAGACUCUGCACAACUGGCUGGAAGCUCAGAGUGAUCGACUGAGAUCCUUACAGACUCCAGCAAGUCUGAUCUCUGCACAGAACACCUUAGAUGAUUGCAAGGAGCUGGAAAAUCAACUCGUGGCUAAAUCCGAAACUCUUGAUGAGCUCAAAAAGAGUUUGGCUUCAAAUGGUAGUGCAGAACAAACCCCAGAAACUCAGUCUCUGAGGAUAGCUGAGCUGUGUGAAAUGAAGGACAGCAUUGUAAACCAGGUUGCACAGCUAAAGGCCUCAAUGGAGUCAAUACUGGAGCAAUGGAGAGCAUAUGAUGAAAUUUAUGCAGAAGUCAGCCUGAUGACAACAAGAUAUUUGUACUGCAUAGACCAGUGCAAACCUUCUGAGGAAGAAGCUUCAUUGGAAGCUUUGAAAAAACAGGUCAAAACUCUCCAGGCUCUUCAAGAUGAAUCAGAGAGCAGUGAAGAAAGUUGGGCCAAGCUCCAGGCUGCUGCCAGUAACCUGAAGAAGAUCUGUUCCCCCUCCUUUGCAGAGAUUAUUGACCAGAAGUGCAUGGAGGCACACACUAGGUGGAACUCAGUAAAUGAAGACAUCACAGAUCAGCUGCGGGCAGCACAGGCAGCUCUGCAGCUCUGGGAGCCCUUUGAGGCUUUGUGCUCUGAGACAGCAGCCAAGUUAGAGCAGUACAGCCAGCAGUGUGCUCAGCUCCUGGAUGCUCACGUGCCUGAGAACUCCAUAGAAACCCUGGAGCAGAGGAUACAGGAGAUGAAGAAUUUACAGCAUGGCCUUCAAAACCUCGCAGGAUGCCGAGCCCAGAUUUAUUUGCAGGCUGACAGGAUAAAACAGCAGGCUGGGGCAGCUGCUGAGGCCAUUCUGAUGGAGAAGCUGCAGCCAUUCCAGAGAGCAACCUAUUUGGAAAAGAUGUUGCAGAGGAAGUUGGAUGAACUUCAGUUCAAUCUUUUACAACUGGAGGAUUUCAACAACUGCCUGGAAACCCUGGAGGGUCGUGUCAAGAAUUGCACAGACACCUUUGAUAGCCUCUGUCUAGAGGAAGGAGACAACUCAGAAUUGCUCAUGAAUCAGACACUGGAGCUGGCUGCACUUUCUCCAAGCAUAGAGAGUUUGAAUGAAGCAAGCAUAAAGCUGCCACUCAGUGACUUCACCCUGAAGAAAAUGCAGAGCCUGACUCGACAGUGGAGUCAGAAAACAGCGGCUGCUCUGGAGUGUUGCAGUAUGCUUGAGGGAACCCAAAAUGAUGAGAAGAAAUUCUUCCAGAAAUGUGAAAAGUGGAUGAAAUUCCUAGAAAAAAUGAAAGAAGCCUUAAAAACAGAUAUUCCAGGACGGUUUGAAGAACUGCAAGAGCAACAGAGAAUAUAUGAGAUGCUGCAGACUGAGAUUUCCAUAAAUCAGCAGACAUUUAAUUCUAUCAUAGAAAAAGUUCUACUCUCCUUGGAAUCUGGAGAAGCAGAGAAAAGGACAGAGUUUAUUUCCAAGCUGACACUGCUGAAGGAGCAGUGGCAGAAUGUUAUCCGGAUGGUUCAGCAGAGGAAGAAGGACGUCGAUGGACUCGUGAGCCAGUGGCAGCUCUUCAGGAGUUCCCUGCAGAGCCUCAGCAGAUUCCUUGAUGACACAAACAGCUUCCUUGCAGCUGUGAAGAGCCAGGACUGUUACAGCCUUUACCAGCUUAGAAAUGUAAUUCACGAUUUCAAGAGUAAGGCAGUGAUCCUUCAGAGGUGGGAAGCCAUGUACACCUUGGUCAUCGACGUCGGGGAGAAGUUGCGCGCUGUCUCCGAUCCCAACACCAGCGCUGCCCUCCAGGAGGAGCUCAGCCAGCUACAGCAGCGCUGGGGGAAGACCCAGGCCCUGCUGGAGAAGAAGAAGAUGCAGUUCAGUGGCACCCUACAGACUUGUGACCGCUUUGAAAAGCAAACCAAGGAACUGGAAAGCAGGCUGCAGGAGCUAAAGGAGAAAGUGAAAGAUCCACUCCCUGUUGAACAUGAAGAGCUCCACAAAGCCAAGGAACAUAUUAAGGAGCUGGAGCAGUCGCUGGCAGACUGGGCCCACGACAUGAAGGAGCUGCAGGCCAUGAAGGCGGAGCUGGCACACCUCAUCCUCACCGAGGACAUGAUGGUGCUCAAGGAGCAAGUGGAGCAUUUGCACAGGCAGUGGGAAGAGCUCUGCCUUCGGGUGUCCCUGAGGAAGCAGGAGAUCGAGGACAGGCUCAACACCUGGAUCGUGUUCAAUGAGAAGAAUAAGGAGCUGUGCUCCUGGCUGGUCCAGAUGGAAAGCAAAGUGUUGCAGACUGCAGAUGUUAGCAUUGAAGACAUGAUAGACAAACUGCAGAAGGACUGCAUGGAAGAAAUAAACCUGUUCAGUGAAAAUAAGCUUCACUUGAAACAAAUGGGUGAUCAGCUAAUCAAGGCUAGCAACAAGAGCAGAGUUGCAGAAAUAGAUGAUAAACUGAACAAAAUCAAUGAUCGCUGGCAGCAUCUCUUUGAUGUCAUUGGAGCACGGGUGAAGAAACUGAAGGAAACAUUUGCUUUUAUACAACAAUUGGACAAAAACAUGAGUAACCUUCGCACCUGGUUGGCCCGGAUUGAGUCUGAGCUUUCCAAGCCUGUUGUUUAUGACAUCUGUGAUGACCAAGAAAUCCAGAAGAGACUGGCAGAACAGCAGGACCUGCAGAGAGACAUAGAGCAGCACACGGCGGGCGUGGAGUCCGUGUUUAACAUCUGUGAAGUUCUGCUGCACGACUCAGAUGCGUGUGCUAAUGAGACAGAGUGUGACUCCAUCCAGCAAACCACCAGGAGCUUGGACAGACGGUGGAGAAACAUCUGUGCCAUGUCCAUGGAAAGGAGAAUGAAAAUCGAGGAAACCUGGCGUCUGUGGCAGAGGUUUUUGGAUGACUAUUCUCGCUUUGAAGAUUGGCUGAAAGCAUCAGAAAAUAUAGCAGCUAGGCCUAACUCUUCAGAGGUCUUGUACACACAUGCAAAAGAGGAGCUGAAGAAAUUUGAGGCGUUCCAGCGGCAGAUCCACGAGCGGCUGACGCAGCUGGAGCUGAUCAAUAAGCAGUACCGGCGCCUGGCGCGCGAGAACCGCACCGACUCGGCCAGCAAGCUCAAACAGAUGGUGCACGAGGGCAACCAGCGCUGGGAUAACCUCCAGAAACGAGUGGCCUCCAUUCUCAGGAGGCUCAAGCACUUCACCAACCGGAGAGAUGAGUUUGAGGGGACGAGGGAAAGCAUCCUUGUCUGGCUCACAGAAAUGGACCUGCAGCUGACAAACGUGGAGCACUUCUCAAAAAGUAACUUUGAUGACAAAAUGCGCCAGUUAAAUGGUUUCCAACAGGAGAUAACGUUAAACACCAAUAAGAUUGAUCAGCUAAUUGUUUUUGGGGAGCAGUUGAUUCAGAAGAGCGAGCCUUUGGAUGCCAUCCUGAUUGAGGAUGAAUUGGAGGAGCUUCAUCGAUACUGUCAGGAGGUGUUUGGGCGAGUUGCCCGCUUCCAUCAAAGACUGACUUCAAGGGAUCCUGGAUUGGACGAUGAAAAAGACAACUCUGAAAAUGAGACAGAUCAAGAAGACUCCAGAGAAAUCCAGAAUGAUCCCUGGCAUAAGAAAGCCAUCACUGAGGGGCCCUCAUCCACACAGUCCCUCUGCCACCUCGUGCCCCCGACUCAGGGCCAUGAGAGAUCAGGCUGUGAGACCCCUGUCAGCGUCGACUCCAUCCCACUUGAGUGGGAUCACACAGGUGAUGUGGGAGGUUCUUCCUCUCAUGAAGAUGAUGAAGAAGCAACAUAUUACAGUGCUCUGUCAGAUGUAGAAAUCACUGAAAACCCUGAGGCAUAUCUUAAAAUGACCACAAAAACUUUGAAAGCAUCUUCUGGAAAGUCUGUUUCAGAAGCUCGUCCUUGGCAUUCUCCAGGCAGCCCAGUCUGCAGGAAACACAGAUAUAACCAGGCAGAGAUGGUUGGAAAUGUGUUGUCUGGGCCAGAGACAAGUACUCCCUAUAAACCAGACUAUGUGAAGCAGCUCAGCUCUGCCAGCAGCAGCAGCAGCAAGGAGAAAAUUCCAUCUGCCAACAUGAGCGAUGAGGAGCCCCAGGAUGAUCAAGAACUUGUGAACAUAGCAGCAACAGAGAAGCAGCCAGGCAUUAUUGAUAGGUGGGAGCUCAUCCAAGCUCAAGACCUCAGAAAUAAACUCAGGAUGAAACAGAAAUUGCAGCAGUGGCAGCAGCUGGACUCAGACCUCAGUGAUAUCUCUGCUUGGCUUGAUAAAACUGAGCAAGAGCUGGAAGAGCUGCAAAAGGUGAAGCUUCCAACCAGCAUGCAGGCAUUGGAACAAAAGGUCAAGAAAUUGAAAGACAUGCUUAAAGCAUUUGACAGCUACAAAGCAGUGUUGCUUUCUGCCAACCUGAGCAGCAAAGAGUUCCAGAAGGCAGACAGCACAGAGUUCAAGGAGCUGCAGAACAGGCUUCGGAAGGUCAACUUGCACUGGGAGAAGGCAAAUCGUGCACUGGACAGCUGGAGGAAGGGUUUGCAGCAAGCCUUGCUGCACUGCCAGGAUUUCCAGGACCAGAGCCAAAAGCUAAUCCUGUGGUUAGCAAGUGCUGAAAGCCAGAGGAAUGAGGCACAAAUCACAGAUCCCAAUGCUGAUCUCAAUACAAUACUGGAAUGCCAGAAGGAGCUGAUGCAACUGGAGAAAGAGCUGCUGGAGCAACAGCUUAAUGUGAACUCCCUCCAAGAGCUCACUGCUUACCUGCUGCUGAAAUCAGAUGGUGAUUACAUUGAGGAGGAGGAGAAGGUCCAUGUAAUUGGAACAAAACUGAAACAGCUGAUUGAACAAGUCUCUCAGGACUUAAAAACAAUACAAGGGAAUCUGGAUACCAAAACAUUCCUGCUAGUUCCAGAUGACUUGGACUCAGGAGCCUUUAAUGCAGAAGAAGAGAAAUCCAGCCCUGCUGUGAAGAAGAUGGCCCUCAGGAGAACAGCUGAAGGCAGGAAUGGCAGCAGCACAAGGAGCGAAAGCCAUUCAGAACCUGUGCAGGCAACCCCUCGCUCUCCCUCCUUCUUCUACCGAGUGUUGAGGGCAGCUUUACCCCUCCAGCUGUUCUUCCUGCUGCUUCUGCUGCUGGCUUGCAUGAUCCCCUCCUCUGAGGAAGACUACAGCUGCACCCAGGCCAACAACUUUGCCCGCUCCUUCUACCCCAUGCUGCGCUACACCAACGGGCCCCCGCCCACCUAGGGCAGCCUGCACUCUCACUGAACACUCUUGGGUGGUGCUUUUUUCUCCCAUGCUGCUCUAGCAUCAGUCAAGCAGUGAGUUUCACAUCUCAAAAUGUAUAUCUUGACAGAAUUUCAGCGUUUUUUGUACGGGAAACAAAACUUUUUCUAUAGAUUUUUUUUAAACAGUAAGCAGCACACUUUAUACUUUGAUGCAAUAGAUACACUAUUUUGUAGGGACAGUGCUCUUGAGUUUGCAAGGUGUUUGGAUACUGAGUUCUUAGAUGCAGAAAUGACAUCACAGUAAUGUUAAACAUAGCAGUCUGUCUUGGGUGAGCAUGACAAACAAGCAGGUGAAGAGGGACUUCAUUGAAUAUGAUUUCUUCACACACACACUUCACAUUAUUUGUAUCUUUUGGUACUGUAGUCACUUGGUGGAAGCAAAAAAAAAAAAAAUUGCAUAUUUUUGAAUCUUUGUUGUUGUAUUUUAUUCAUCUAACACGUUCAAUAUCAUGAUGCACAUUUGUUUUGUUUGACAUAAAGUGUUCUAGUAGUUAGGACUGCUGUGUUGUCUUUUUAUACCACCUUGGAAAUAAGGAAUUGCUGCAUUGCAUGGAAAUGGUUUAUAAUGCACAUAUUUUCUAGAUGAACAUGAUUAUGUAGACUAUCCCUGAUGUAUACAAAUAGUGCAAUGACUUUUUUAAUGAAAGUUUUUUUUUCAGUUUUUAACCUGCUGAAUAGUGUACAGUACCUUGGGAGAGAAUUGUGCAUUUUUAUAAGCUUUGUUUUUAAAAUGAAACCGGUGUGUGGGCAGUGGCUGGAGAAACACUGUGUACAGUCAGCAUUGCCACUGCCCCUCUGUUGUACAGUUUGAGUACUGUCAUUAAAAUUUUGCCAAUGUC
Melospiza melodia melodia is the source of this 22200-nucleotide messenger RNA. It is a transcript of the gene SYNE2, whose product is annotated as spectrin repeat containing nuclear envelope protein 2. Gene Ontology annotation, molecular function: kinesin binding. Gene Ontology annotation, cellular component: perinuclear region of cytoplasm; nuclear envelope; membrane. The coding region runs from base 186 to 21320 and encodes 7044 amino acids. The record is from RefSeq and is a predicted model, not a curated record. NCBI's taxonomy places the organism in Eukaryota, Metazoa, Chordata, Aves, Passeriformes, Passerellidae. The transcript has 118 exons. Gene Ontology annotation, biological process: nucleus organization; nuclear migration; cytoskeleton organization.